Molecule: messenger RNA, 2085 nt
Organism: Plenodomus lingam JN3
Lineage: Eukaryota; Fungi; Ascomycota; Dothideomycetes; Pleosporales; Leptosphaeriaceae
Cellular component (GO): catalytic step 2 spliceosome; intracellular anatomical structure
Molecular function (GO): ATP binding; RNA binding; helicase activity
Source: RefSeq, a predicted model, not a curated record
AUGGAUUGGCUAGCGUGGUUCUCCACUAGUGUCUUCCCUCCAUUGAUCAUUGGUAUUAUGGCUGAUGAGGAAGAUAUCGAAGCACCCAUAAUACCGGACCUCUACAAACCGCCCGCUCUCCUUCCUAUUGCGCAACUUCGAGAUCAACUUCUUUACACUAUCGAAACCUAUCCUGUGACAAUCGUCGUUGCCGCGACAGGUUGCGGAAAAACGACGCAGAUACCCAAAUUCCUCUAUGAGUCAGGAUGGUGCAACAACGGCAGACAGAUUGCUGUUACACAGCCGAGGAGAAUCGCAGUCACAAGUGUCGCCGCAAGAGUUGCAGAAGAGUUAUCAACACCGCUUGGGCAGAAAGUCGGCUAUUCGAUCAGAUUCGAAGAUGUCACGAGUGCUAAUACCCAGAUCAAGUUUGUGACUGAUGGACUACUGCUACGAGAGAUGCUCGUUGAUCCGCUAUUGAAAAGGUAUUCGGUUGUAAUGGUGGACGAGGCACAUGAGCGGAGUUUGAGCUCGGACAUCUUGAUUAGUCUACUGAAGAAGGUGCUGAGAAAGCGAGAAGAUUUACGCGUUGUAGUCUCAAGUGCAACAUUGGAGGCGGAGAAAUUUCUCGACUUUUUCAACCCUGAUGAAGAUGAGAAGGUACAUGGAAAGAGCAGGGCCGAUUAUGGGAGGAUCGUGGGAAUAGAAGGGCGGACGUACCCCGUGGAGAUUCUGUACAAGAACCAACCAACCAACAAUUAUGUCGAAGAAGCUGUGGAGACUGUUAUGAAGAUUCAUAAAUUUGAAGAAGAGGGGGAUAUUCUUGUCUUUCUAACGGGUCGUGAGGAAAUAGACGAUGCGACGGAACUACUUACCGACCGGAUUGUCGAGUUGCCUCCCACAUCCAAAAGGCUCCUAUUAUUACCGUUAUAUGCGGGGCUGCCGACAGAGCAGCAGACAUUUGUCUUCCAAAAGGCGCCACCAGAUGCACGCAAAGUCAUCCUCAGCACCAAUAUUGCUGAAGCUAGUGUAACAAUCGAUGGCGUCGUUUACGUAGUAGACACAGGCUACGUAAAACUCCGCAACUACGACGCGCAGCUGGGAAUAGAAAAUCUCAACGUCGUUCCCGUUAGCAAAGCUUCCGCGACCCAGCGCGCUGGCCGGGCAGGUCGCACACGUCCAGGAAAAUGUUUCAGGCUCUACACCGAAGAAGCCUUUGACUCCCUGGAGGAAGCCACAUUCCCUGAACUCUCCCGCUCCAACCUCGCGCCUGUGAUUCUCCAACUGCUAAACCUCGGCAUCACCAACAUCAUCCGCUUUGACUACCUUUCUGCUCCGCCCUCUGCCCUCGUAACCCGUGCCUUGGACUUGCUCUACUCCCUCGGCGCUCUCGACGCAAAUGCUCGUCUCACAAAACCCCUUGGCGCACGCAUGGCCGAAUUACCUCUCGAGCCUAUGCUCUCCAAAGCUCUCUUGCAAGCCGCAAACCCCGAGUUCGGCUGUCUCAGCGAAAUGCUCACAAUCGCUGCCAUGAUGACACUGCAAGGUAACGCCUUUGUCAGCCACGACGGCAACAAGAAGCAACUCGAAAAUGCACGACGACGCUUCACUGUGGCAGAAGGCGACCAUCUCACACUCUACAACGUCUACGAAGCGUUCAUCAAAGCCGGAAUCCAAAACGUACAAUGGUGUCGUGAUCAUUGUCUAAAUCACAAAUCCAUGGUCAAGGCCGUGAGCGUGCGAAAGCAACUCGCUGCUUACUUGGACCGUUUUGGCGUCAAGGAGAGCGCGCUUACUUCAUCAUCCGGGAUCAUAAGAGUCGGUGGUGCGCCGCUCGCUGAACGUGUCCGGAGAUGUUUGACGACGGGCUUCUUCGCGCAUGCAGCCAGAAUGAAGGCUGAUGGUAGUUUCAUGACCGUAGAUGGGAAGACUACGUUAUGGGCACAUCCUAGUAGCGUGUUUUUUCAUAGAAAGGCCGAUUGGGUGAUUUAUACAGAGAUCCUGGCAACGAGAGAUAAAAUAUAUAUCAGGGAUUUGUCGAGUGUUGAGAUGGAUUGGCUGACCGAGUGUGCGCCGGAGUAUUACAAGGUUCGGAACGGGCGAUGA